CGCAUCGAUAAAUCCCAAUUCGCCGGGCAGCAAUCGGCCAAAUUCUGUUGUUGUGAUUAGGGAUAUAUACAGGAUAUAGCUGCGAGGGAUCGAAAAUGGGCCUGCUGUCCGAUCCGUCGAUAUCGACGCAGAGUAAACUGGUGGACGGACUGGCGCGACAUGUUCGCUUGGUGUGCUACGCCCUUUAUGUGGCGGGUGUGGCCUGGUUCUUCUGUUUGGCGCUCCCGGAGUUUAACCACGGGACAUAUCUCUCCGAGAAUGCCCUUUCCCCAGGCCUAGUUUACCCGGAGAUCCGUAUCGAUGCCAAUCGCCUGGCCAUUCAGCUGUUGGAGGAGUUGCAUCGCGAGCGCAAGGAUCACCUGUCCACAACGCCGCACGCCUGGAUUGCGGCCAAGAUGAACGAGUUCGGGCUGGAGACGCACACCCACAACUACACACUGCGUUAUCCUUUUGGCGGCGGAAAGGAGUAUCACGGCAAAAACAUAUACGGAAUAUUGAGGGCGCCGAGGAUUGCCUCCACGGAGGGCAUUGUUUUCGCGGCUCCUUAUCGUGCCGCCAGCUCCGUGCACACAGACAUCUCGGCCAGCGUGCCGCUCCUGCUGGCCUUUGCCGAUUUUGCAAGGCGCAAGAACUACUGGGCCAAGGAUCUGAUAUUCCUGGUCACUGAACAGGAGCAGCUCGGCAUGCAGGCCUGGCUGGAGGCCUAUCACGACGGGGAUCGGGAUCUAGAUGUCAGCAAGGCGUAUCUGCGUCCAGGGAAUUUGCCCGCUCGCGCCGGCUCGCUGCAAGCUGCCCUAAACAUUGAAGUCCAGGAUCUGGAGAUCGACCAUGUGGAUGUGCGCAUCGAGGGUUUGAAUGGCAAGCUUCCCAAUCUGGACAUGUUCAAUUUAGUGCAGAGGAUUAUGGCCCGCGAGGGAAUCGCCUCAGGUUAUAAACAGGCGCCGCGCAAGAAGCGGCGCCAUAGUCAGUCCCCCUUUGAGCAGAAUCUUCGCCAGAUGCUGACCAUGCUGGCCAGCCAAUCGUCGGGCGUGCCUAACGGGAAUCACGGUCUCUUCCAUCGCUAUCGGAUUGAUGCCCUAACCAUAGCCGCUAAUCGGAGGGCCACCCAUGCCACGCUGAAAGGAAGUCCGGGAUCGGCGGCAGUGCCUCUGUUAAAAGCCAUCGAAGGGAUAGCCAGGAGUCUAAACAAUCUGCUGGAGCGCUUCCACCAGAGUUUCUUCUUCUAUGUGAUCGUGAACAAUGAUCGGUACAUCUCCAUCGGAGAUUAUAUGCCCGCUUUGGUGGCUCUGGUGGCAUGUGCCUUUGUGAAGGCCUAUCUAACGUGGUCCACGUUGCCGGUGACCAAUGCUGAACAAGAAACACCGGCGGGCUUGGUCAGGGAGCAGGAGCAGGAGGAGGAACUGGAGCCGGACUCUGAACCGGAUAAAUUUGAGCUGCCCUAUGGCUCGGUGUUGAUAUAUCUCACUGCCACCUUGCUGAUUGGUUUCCUGUGCAACGUGCUACCGCUGCAGCAGUACUUCCUGGAGAUUCCCAUGGGCGCCGCUCCGCUGACCACCUCGGUGCUGAGUUUCCUGUCACUUAUUGGUUUCAUCCUGCCAUUUGUGGUCGUUCUGCCGCCUGGAGGAUUGGAGCUACUGCACGUGGCAUUCCUGCUGAUCUAUGGCUGCGCCUUGAUCGUCAUCGGGUUGCUCAACUUUGCCCUGGGAUUCUUUGCGGCCGUGCUGACGGUGCCGUUGGUCAUCUCGCUGGAGACCAAGGAGGAGAACUCGCGCAGCACGCUGAGGAACUCGGUCCGCUUGGCCACGCUGGUCAUGAACCCCAUGAUGGUCAUCUAUGUGAUCGUGCUGGCCAUGACGUUCUACCAGUUCCCAGAGCUGUCGUUGCAGAAGAUCAUGCUAAGGGCGGCCACCGCGGCCAUGGAUGCAUCUGCUUACGGGCUCAUCGAUUCCGUGAUCUAUGGCAACUGGCUGUACUUUGUCAUCUGCACGAUCUUCCUGCCCCUGUGGAUCAUCUGCUGGACCUUGGCGCUGUCCAAGAGACGAGACUACGCCGAUUACCUGGACUUCGAUGAGUCGCCAUCAACGUCGCCGCAGCCGAAGGUGAAAACAAAUUGAAGAGGAGGUCCAUUCAAAUGUUACUCAGUGUUUGAUUGAAUGUCUACAUAUAUCAACUGGAAAUUGUCCUAAGAUAAAGUGUGAUAAACCCAACAAAUGUGUGUAAUGACGGUAAGAAAUUGAAGGACUUACAUUGCACAUGCAGAUAAAAUUCCAUUUAAAUGUUAUGCAUUUGAUUAAUUGUCUAAAUAAAAGAAGCCUAUUUAUUAGUUGGAAA
Molecule: messenger RNA, 2331 nt
Organism: Drosophila rhopaloa
Lineage: Eukaryota; Metazoa; Arthropoda; Insecta; Diptera; Drosophilidae
Gene: GAA1
Product: glycosylphosphatidylinositol anchor attachment 1 protein
Exons: 3
Coding region: 96-2114 (672 amino acids)
Biological process (GO): attachment of GPI anchor to protein
Cellular component (GO): GPI-anchor transamidase complex; membrane
Source: RefSeq, a predicted model, not a curated record